CAACCACCAGGGGCGCUGCGGAGCGAGCUGCCUGGCGGAGCCAAGCUGAACCGGAAGUGUCGUUGUUCGGUGCUCUGUGGCGGCACGCAGUUAGCCUAGCGGCUAGUUUGUGGUUUGUGGGAGUCGACGCGGCGCAGUUUCAGAUGGGCGACAGCGACGACGAGUUCGACCGGCGCCGGCGGGACAAGUUCAGGAGGGAGAGGAGCGACAUGGAGCGGUCCAGAGAGCGGGAGGAGCGCAGGAGGGACGACUGGGCCGACAGGGAGUGGGAGCGCGGCAGGGAGAGGAGGCGGGACUACGACCGCGGCCGCAGGGAGCGCUUCUCCCCCCCCAGACACAUCAGCCCCCAGCACAAGCGCAUGAGGAGAGACUGGGACGACCACCGGGGGGAGCCGUACCGCUACGAGCUGCCGUACGCAGGAGGCGGGGCUCCCUUCCCGGGGGCGGGGCCUCAGGGCUGGCACCCGGACUUCCCCCAGCUCCACCCGCACCCCGGGGUGCACCCCCUGCAGGGCAGGCUGGGGAUGAUGGAUCCAGACCUGCCGCCGCCGGGUCCUCCCACCAUGAGGAGCUUCAAGGAGUUCCUGCUGAACAUGGAGGACAGCGUGGACGAGACGGAGGCGGUGAAGCGCUACAACCAGUACAAGCUGGACUUCAGGCGGCAGCAGCUGCAGGACUUCUUCCUGCAGCACAAGGAGCACCAGUGGUUCCGCUCCAAGUACCACCCCGAUGACAUCACCGCCAGGGGGGCGGAGUCUCUGGCCGCGCUCCAGACCCGGCUCGCCGUCUUCCUCUUCCUGCUGGACAACGGCUGGCUGGACGCCGUGUCCCUGGACAUGGAGCACGAGGCCGCCAUCACCAAGCUGCUGGACGCAGCGGUGAUAAAGAUGGAGGGAGGGACGGACUUCGACCUGCAGGUCCUGGAGGCGCCUGCAGGGGGCGCCGCGGUACCAGAGAGGAGCCAGACGGGUCCGAGCGACGGAACCGGUGCCGCUCAGAGCGGGUCGGAGACGGCGCCGAGUCAGGCGGAGGAGCCGGGCGGCAGCGAGAGGACCGCAGAACCCGACAAGGACGGCUCCAGGAGUCCUGCUGAUGAAGAGGAGGAGGAGGAUGAGGAGGAGAAGAAGGCGGAGCCAGCAAAGAAAGGCAGGAAGAGGAAGCGCAGCCUGUCGGCGGACAGCGGCGAGGGCAGCGGCUCGGACUCGGACUCCUCACGCUCCCACGGGGAGAAGGAGGAAGAGGAGGAGGACGCGGAGGACGAGCGCCGCAAGGAGAGGGAGAAGGAGGCGCCGCCCAAGCCCCGCCCCCUGCACCUCACCACCUCCCUGUUCAUCAGGAGCAUCCCUCCAGAGGUGUCCAAGGAGGACAUCACUGCCUUGUGCCGCAGGUACCCCGGCUUCCUGCGGGUGGCGCUGUCGGACCCUCAGCCAGAGAGGAGGUUCUUCAGGAGGUGCUGGGUGACGUUUGACCGCAGCGUCAACAUCAAGGAGACCUGCUGGAACCUCCAGAACAUCAGGCUGAAGGACUGCGAGCUGGCUCCGGUGGUCAACCGGGACCUGAGCCGGCGCAUCCGGACCGUCAACGGUCUGACGCACCACAAGCCGGUAGUGAGGAACGACAUCCGUCUGUCGGCGCGGCUCAUCCACAGCCUGGACCAGAGGGGGGCGCUGUGGAGCGAGCAGACGGAGACCAACCCCGUCCUGAAGAACAUCACCGACUACCUCAUCGAAGAGGUCAGCGCCGAGGAGGAGGAGCUGAUCGGUGCGUCUGGAGGAGGCGCAGAGGAGGACCCCAGGAACCCCGCCUCCUCCUCCGACGUUCCCGUGGAGACGGACGGGAAGCUGCUGCAGGUGCUGGACCGCCUGCUGCUCUACCUGCGGCUCGUCCACUCCGUGGACUACUACAACUUCUGCGAGUAUCCCGCCGAGGACGAGAUGCCGCAUCGCUGCGGCCUCAUCCACGUCCGGGGGCCGCUGCCCGUGGCCAGGAUCACCCCCACAGAGGUGAGUGAACACCUGAAGAUGUGUGAAGAGCGUCUGGCUCCUCUGUUCUCGCCGUCAGAGACGCUCAGCGAAGAAGAAGCCGUUCGGCUGGGCAAGAAGAACCCGGAGCAGGAGGUAGAGAAGUUCCUGGCAGCCAACACCCAGGAGCUCAGCAAAGACAAGUGGCUCUGUCCUCUGAGCGGCAAGAAGUUCAAGGCUCCAGAGUUUGUCCGUAAACACAUCCUGAACAAACACGGCGAGAAGGUCACUGCUGUCAGGCAGGAAGUGGAGUUUUUCAACAACUUCCUGCUGGACGCCAAGAGGCCCGCCCUCCCUGAGAACAAGCCCCUCCCACCGCCAGCACAAGCCACUCCUCCUGGGAUGGCAGCGUUUCCUGGUCAGUCUCCUCAGCAGCAAAGCCUUCUGGGAUAUCCGCCAGGAAUCAGGCCUCCCAUGCCAGGGUUCCCAGGUGUGGGACCCCACCUCCCCCCCGGCCAGUUUGGCGUGGGCCGUGGUAACUAUGACAACUUCAGAGGCCCGGUAGGAGGCGGAGCGUUUCCUGGGAAACAGAGAAACAGCAGGGGAAUGAGAGGAGACCCCCGCUCCAUCAUCGAGUACAGAGACCUGGACGCUCCAGACGACCUCGACUUCUUCUAACAAGUCCUCUUUUUUACUUUUUUAUCCCUCGUUUUUCCUCCAGUUGUCUUUCAGUCAGUUAGAGAUUAUAGGCCCGAAAGAGUGAGACGGUGUGAGACGAUGUGAGAGUGAGACGGUGUGAGAGUGAGACGGUGUGAGAGUGAGACGGUGUGAGUGUGAGACGGUGUGAGUGUUAGCAGGACCAACGUCAGUUAUUAGUCAGCAUAACGAUGUGAAUCUGGACAGUUUUUCCAAUAAAGACCUGAAGACCCA
This is a messenger RNA of Fundulus heteroclitus (mummichog), 2891 nucleotides long. Its product is annotated as serrate RNA effector molecule homolog. The record is from RefSeq and is a predicted model, not a curated record. Bases 144 to 2639 code for a protein of 831 amino acids. Gene Ontology annotation, biological process: primary miRNA processing; mRNA processing. Gene Ontology annotation, molecular function: nucleic acid binding. Lineage: Eukaryota; Metazoa; Chordata; Actinopteri; Cyprinodontiformes; Fundulidae. Gene Ontology annotation, cellular component: nuclear body. The transcript is spliced from 20 exons.